UGUGUACAAAGAAGGAGAAGAGAAUGAAAAAAGUGACAUAAAUGGCGGAAAGCAAACCUAGCGCCAACAUUCGUAUUUUCGUUUAAUUUUCGCUCCAAACUACAACUUAUUCCAGGUUAUUGAUCAUUGCGCAGCAGGUGCGGGCACACAAGGAGUUACCAGAUCGCGAAAGGAAUAAUCAAAUUGAUUUCGGACUAUGUACAAGCGCAAAACAGCGAGUAUUGUUAAAAGAGACAGCAGCUCCGUAGUGGGAACCUCCUCCACGGUUAUGAUGAUGAUGGGCGCUGGCAACGUGGAAGCGGAUGCAUCUCCAGCCAAGUCGGUAUCGUACGAGACCGCGUCUGUCAAAAUGGAAACAUCGCCGGAUCCACCCACGCCGAUAAAGUCCCCGUCGCAAUCCCAAUCUCAGUCACAGCCCGGUCAACAGCGUUCCGUAGGCUCGCUGGUUCUGCUCACCCAAAAGUUUGUGGAGCUAAUGAAGGCUAACGGGGGGACCAUCGAUUUAAAAGCGGCCACUAAAAUCUUGGACGUGCAGAAGCGUCGAAUUUACGAUAUUACCAAUGUUUUGGAGGGCAUUGGACUGAUAGAUAAAGGCAGACACUGCUCCCUAGUGCGCUGGCGGGCGGGGGGCUUUAACAAUGCCAAGGACCAGGAAGACUACGACAUGGCACGUAACCGGACCAAUCAUUUAAAACAGCUGGAAGAAGACCUGGACAAGCAACUGGAGUACGCACAACGAAACCUGCGCUACGUGAUGCAGGAUCCAUCGAAUCGCUCCUAUGCUUAUGUUACUCGUGACGAUCUGCUGAACAUCUUUGGAGAUGAUUCGGUAUUCACCAUACCGAACUAUGAUGAGGAAGUGGAUAUCCAGCGCAAUCAUUACGAAUUGGCCGUAUCACUGGAUAAUGGCAGCACAAUAGACAUUCGCCUGGUGACCAACCAGGGCAAGAGCACAACAAAUCCAAACGACGCGGACGGGUUCUUCGACUAUCGCCGCUUGGACACACCCUCACCCUCAACGUCGUCACACUCCAGCGAAGAUGGUGCUGCAGGAGGCACGGGGAACGUUAUCGCCGACGAGCAUGGGUACUCUUGCAACCCCGAGAUGAAGGACGAAAUGAAGCUACUGGAGAACGAGCUGACGGCAAAGAUCAUCUUCCAAAAUUACCUGUCCGGGCACUCGCUACGUCGAUUUUAUCCCGAUGAUCCGAAUCUAGAAAACCCGCCGUUGGUGCAACUGAAUCCACCCCAGGAAGACUUUAACUUUGCGCUAAAAAGCGACGAGGGCAUCUGCGAGCUGUUCGACGUACAGUGCUCCUAACUGCGGGUCGAGACUUACGCCUUACGACUGCAACUGGCCGCAUGCGUUGUGCAAAUAUUUAUGAUUAGUACAAUUCUGACUUUGAUUUCUCUAUAUCGUUCGUCUAGAAGUUUUAAUUAGUUUAAUUCCUUGUAAUUUCGACAGACUAACAGCAAAACCAAUAAAUUCAUAAAAGCACACAUUGUAGCGUGUGUGUUUGUUUACACAUUUUAAA
Molecule: messenger RNA, 1535 nt
Organism: Drosophila ficusphila
Lineage: Eukaryota; Metazoa; Arthropoda; Insecta; Diptera; Drosophilidae
Gene: E2f2
Product: transcription factor E2F2
Exons: 5
Coding region: 197-1321 (374 amino acids)
Biological process (GO): regulation of transcription by RNA polymerase II
Cellular component (GO): RNA polymerase II transcription regulator complex
Molecular function (GO): DNA-binding transcription factor activity, RNA polymerase II-specific; protein dimerization activity; RNA polymerase II cis-regulatory region sequence-specific DNA binding
Source: RefSeq, a predicted model, not a curated record